AUGACCACCACUAUACUGGACAACAGGAUGGAGACUUUGCAAAUAGUUUCCAACAUGGAUCGGUCUUGUACGCCAUCUCCACCACAUUCGCCGAGCCUCCGCAAUGAGAGCUGUAAUAUUGCACCACUCACGCCAUCUGAAUCUCCGAGGAGCGAGCACAGAGCGGUGAGAACCUCACGUUUUUUUGUGGUUGUGGCAAUCGAUUUUGGAACCACGUCCAGUGGCUACGCCUUCAGCUUUUCUAAAGAUCCAGAGGCCAUUCACAUGAUGAGGAAGUGGGAAGGAGGAGAUCCUGGUGUCGCCAACCAGAAAACACCAACCAGUUUGCUGCUGACACCCGACAAAGCUUUCCACAGCUUUGGAUACACAGCCAGGGACUACUACCACGAUCUAGACCCGGAGGAAGCCAGAGACUGGCUCUACUUUGAAAAAUUUAAGAUGAAAAUACACAGCACCAGCGACCUUACUAUGAAAACUGAACUGGAGGCAGUAAAUGGAAAGAAAGUCCAAGCGUUGAUGGUAUUUGCUCAUGCUCUUAGAUUUUUCAAGGAACAUGCUGUAAAGGAACUUAAAGACCAAUGUCCCUCCCUGAAUGAGAAUGAAGGAAUCCGAUGGGUUAUCACUGUGCCAGCAAUCUGGAAGCAACCGGCCAAGCAGUUCAUGAGAGAAGCCGCCUACUUGGCUGGUUUAGUAUCUCCUGAAAAUCCAGACCAGCUGCUGAUUGCCCUGGAACCAGAAGCAGCCUCCAUAUAUUGUCGCAAACUGCGCCUGCACCAGCUCAUCGAUCUGAGCUCAAAGGCUUUCUUCAAUGGAUUCCCCUCUGAUCGAAGCAUCGACUCCAGCUUCAGGCAAGCAAGAGAGCAACUCCGUCGAUCCAGACACAGCAGGACGUUUCUAGUGGAGACAGGAAUGGGGGAACUUUGGUCUGAAAUGCAGGCAGGUGAUCGUUACAUUGUGGCAGACUGUGGAGGGGGCACAGUUGAUCUCACUGUCCAUCAGAUUGAACAACCACAAGGAACGCUCAAAGAGCUAUACAAGGCAUCAGGUGGUCCUUACGGAGCAGUUGGCGUGGACCUCGCUUUUGAAAAUAUGCUUUGCCAGAUCUUUGGAGAAGACUUUAUACAUACAUUCAAACUUAAGCGGCCUGCGGCCUGGGUGGAUCUUAUGAUUGCUUUUGAAGCCCGAAAGAGGACAGCAGCACCACAGAGGGCCAAUCAUCUCAAUAUCUCCCUACCCUUCUCCUUCAUUGACUUCUACAAGAGGAACAAGGGUCAGAAUGUGGAAACAGCUCUGAGGAAGAGCAGUGUGAACUUUGUGAAGUGGUCAUCACAAGGCAUGCUCCGGAUGUCCUCAGAGGCCAUGAACGAGCUGUUCCAACCAACCAUCCAGCAAAUAGUUCAGCACAUAGAGGAUCUAAUGAAGAAACCAGAUGUUAAAGGCAUCAAGUACUUGUUUCUAGUGGGAGGUUUUGCAGAAUCUCCAAUGCUCCAAAAUGCUGUCCAACUGGCUUUUAGUGACAUCUGCAGAGUCAUUAUCCCACAAGAUGUUGGCCUCACCAUACUAAAAGGAGCCGUCCUCUUUGGUCUUGAUCCAACUAUAGUGAGAGUGAGACGCUCUCCACUGACCUAUGGAGUGGGUGUGUUAAAUAAAUUUGUGGAAGGGAAACAUCCUAAAGAAAAGCUGCUGGUUAAAGAUGGAAAGAAUUGGUGCACCGAUAUCUUUGAUAAAUUUGUUUCCGUGGAUCAGUCGGUGGCACUCGGAGACAUAGUACAGCGGAGCUACUGUCCAGCUCGCCUUGGGCAACGUAAAAUCAUCAUCAACAUUUACUGCUCUUCCACUGAUGAUGUGGUAUAUAUCACGGAUCCCGGUGUCCGAAAAUGUGGGACUAUUAACUUAGAACUACCAGACAUCAACGAGUCCAACUCAAAGAUAAGUCGCCGGGAGAUCAGAGCAAGCAUGCAGUUUGGCGACACGGAAAUCAAAAUGACUGCUAUGGAUAUCAAAACGUCAAAAAUAGUCAGAGCUGCCAUUGACUUUCUUUCCAACUAAAAAUAGACCUCUUCAAAACAUUUUAGGAAUAAUUUCACUUUUUAAUCAUUUUCAGGACUUAACUCUUUGUACAAAAAUGUACAUGCAUAGCUGUUACAGUCCUAGCAACAGGCCUUUGAGAAUUUAUCGAAGUUCUCAUAUGUACUGUAGUAUUAUGUAGUAAUGAAGUACCCCAUGAUACAUGCACAUCUCUGCACAAAUAAUUAAUCCCCACAACUUCAAUAGCAAUUAACAAUCACUAAUCUGUAUAAAUGUAGACACAUGAUCUGUAUCAGAAUGUCCGUGUUCUUUAGAGGAACAUUGUGUUUCCAGUCACACAGCAGAAGGCGAUUAAUAAUGUCUUUCAACGAUUACAUUGAAUAGUCCAUCAUCUUGUAUUCCUUGUUAAAAGCCACAUUCCUAUCAGUCACAGAACUGCCUCUCUCAUUCGGAGACAAACGUCUAAUGGCUGCCUAAAUCAUUCGCAGUGAAAUGGAUUUAUUGCAGAUAUUAGAGUAACUAAUGCUGAACCAUUUCAUAUGGAAAUUGCAGUUAUCAAAAACAUUCGCCAUUUGCCAUACCAAAGCUUGGAACAGAAAGCGGUAUUAGAUCACGUAUAUACAUAUAUUUCCCCCCCUUUUUAAUGUAUUAUUUGUAAUCACUUUGCUUAGAAGUAAUGAGAUAUUUUCUUAUAAUAAGGGCUUUCUGUAACUUGCCAACAAAGAUUAUGAUUUCUGAUUUUAAGAUUUACCACCAUUGUUCACAAGGGAAUCUGAUAGACUGUAAAACCAGAUAGAUUUAUCACCCGUGAUCGCAUACAGCGUUGUCCAGCUCUCUUGAAUAAUAUUACAGCAGUCGUGAUCUUGGCAGUAAUAGCCAGUGGAAAUAAAAUGGUAGAUUGAUACAAAUGAGCAAUAUUGGUCUCUAAAGACCUUGGAGAAAGAAUAUGUUACCAGCUGGUAAAGGCAGCCUUGGGUAGAGCGUUUCCCCAUAAUCUUGGCUAGUUUGAGCUGUAACAGGGAGAGAUGAUCUGCCUUACGUUAAGCACUUACACAAUGUUGAGGAUCUCUAGAAAAUACUAUGCAAGAUGCGUUUGGGGAGGGGUGCACAGACGAGCCCCUUUCAUACACUCUGUAACUUACUAAUGCCAGUGUCUUUUACAUAUUCUAAGAAUAUUUUCUAAAAAUUUUACCAGAUUUUAUUUUUGUAUUUUUAACCUUUUUAUGCAUUUUGUACGUUGUAUGCAUAAUGGUCACUGUGUAAAAUGUAUUCCUUGAACAUAAUAAACUUAUUAU
Molecule: messenger RNA, 3323 nt
Organism: Pelobates fuscus (common spadefoot toad)
Lineage: Eukaryota; Metazoa; Chordata; Amphibia; Anura; Pelobatidae
Gene: HSPA12B
Product: heat shock protein family A (Hsp70) member 12B
Exons: 12
Coding region: 1-2049 (682 amino acids)
Source: RefSeq, a predicted model, not a curated record